AAUUUUUAACAGGGAGAUCGUAAAACAUCAACAUCAAAAAUCAAGAUGGAAGAUAGAAGAACUGCGCAAUUGCAAGUAAUUCGAUGAUAAUCAAGCUUAAAAACCCCGCCCGAAGCAUCCCUUCAGUUUCGCCAUCAAUUCAGUUUGCAGGAAAUAGUAUUUCUCUGUCAGGACAGCAGUGUGCUCUUCUAUUUUUCACCUCGUGACCGGAGUCAACGAAAAGCAACAGUUGGCGGAGCUUCAGAGCGACGAGGAAAUAACUAUGCCCGAGUAUUGUUGUGACAAGAACGUAUAGCUCGCGUGGAAAGAGAGAGAGAGAGAGAGAAAGAGAGAGAGCAAAUCGGAAAUCGCACAUGCGUAAGAUUCGACGAUAUAGAGCACCAGAAGAAGACAGUCGCGCUUAAACGGCGCCCAGCGUCAGACGUGUUAGUGCGUCGUCAGAGACAGUCGAUCAUCCAAUCUAUCCAAGGAACAGUUACCUCUUCACCAAAAGAAUCUUAAAAGGAAGAUCCAGUUAGAGAGAAGAAGAGAUUAUUGUCAUUUAUGGGCGGAUAAAUCUUUGGUUGGGGUUACUAAUAAUGGGAAUCAGGGAUGGUGCUUUGAACUUUCUUCAUGAAGAUUUCCACCACUUUUGCAUUUUGUGACAUAGGAGAACGCUUUUGAGGAUUAUCGAAGUAUCUCUCCAGAACUUCUAUGUGGAAUGAAACAACGAUUCUGAUCAAUUUUGGAUCCAUCGAAGGAGUGUUUACACAUCUUUUGCCAGCUUCUUUUGCAUUUCGCCGAGCAGCUUCCGGGUACGGGAAAUAGAACACGAGUACGGUGUGCUGAUUCAAAGGUCAAACAGAAUAAGACGCAACUGGAAACAUGAAUGGCUACGAGAACGUAGACUUUAACAAACCUGUGAGCCUCAGCGAUCAGAAGCGAAUCUUGAAAAUGAAAGCUGACCAGUGCCAUAAGGGCAACAUUUCAUCGUCUGGCUGGUGCCCGGAAGUUUGGGAUGAGAUAUUGUGCUGGCAAUCAACGGCACCUGGGGAGUUGGCCAUCCUGCCCUGUCCAUCUUAUAUCACUGGGUUUGAUGUCCAGGCGAAUGCAUCCAGAGAAUGCAUGUCAGAUGGCCAGUGGUUUUGGAAUAGUAGUACCAAUAGUACUUGGAGCAACUACAGUCAAUGCUACAGAAAUUCAUUGGUGACUGUUGUAGUGGCACUGCCCGGUGGUGAAAAGAACAACGGCACUCUUAUUAAAAAAUUUUUUCCGAUAGUAAAGACCAUCUCGAAAGUCGGGUAUACCGUCUCUCUCUUCACUCUGGUGAUAGCUUUCUUAAUUUUGGUUGUGAUCAAUUUAUCCCAAAUUGGACGUAGGAAAUUGAGGUGCCCCCGGAAUAUGCUGCACAUGCAUUUGUUCGCCUCGUUCAUGCUCCGCGCGUUCAUGGCGCUGAUGAAGGACAUACUGUUCGUCUCUGGAAUCGCCUUAGCCUCAGAUGUUAUGAUAAAAAAUGGAAACACAUAUUGGCUAGUGGACGAGAAAGAAAACAGCUGGCUGUGCAAGGUGUUCACCAGCUUCUGGCAAUACUUCAUCCUUGCAAACUACUUUUGGAUACUAAUGGAGGGUCUCUACUUGCACAACUUAGUCUUUCUAGCACUCUUCACCGAUAUAAACUCAAGCAUCAUUGGCUACGUUUGCCUCGGAUGGGGUCUGCCAGCUGUAUUCGUAUCGUGCUGGAUAGUGGCGAGAGUGACUCUCGACAACAAGUAUUGCUGGACCACUCAUGAAAAUUCCAACCUCUUCCUCCUUAUUCGAGUUCCGACUAUGCUGUCGAUUCUGAUCAAUUUUGGGCUGUUCGUCAAUAUCGUUAGAGUGCUCCUGUUGAAGCUCAAGUCCACGGUAUCGGAAGAGACGCAAAGAUACAAAAGGUGGGCGAAAAGUACAUUGGUCCUGGUGCCACUUUUUGGAGUACAUUAUACCGUUUUCUUAGGCAUGUCUUAUAGUAUUGGUGUAGAUGAGACUGUUGAAGUUGUGUGGCUCUUCUGCGACCAACUGUUCGCUUCUUUUCAGGGUUUUUUCGUGGCCGUUUUGUAUUGUUUCCUGAACGGUGAAGUGCGAACCGAGGUAACCAAGGCGAUCAGGAGCCAGAAAUUGCCUCGUUUUCGCACUAGGUGGAACUCAAGACCAUCCACCCACUCUAACAGCACGUGCAGCUGCAAUGCAUCGAAACUUGGUAGACGGUCAAAGCGGCCACGUUGGUGGAAAGAACCUUGGCUCUGUUUUCUUCACGACAGGACAGCUCGACGCUCAACCCACUCGAUGGCGAGUACACAAGAUAUUGGCACGCGAGGAGGUAGUUUAGCGAGCAGCAGAGGUUACUUGGAAAUCGCAGGGAACGGACAGAGCGCAUAUCCGGGAAAUCAGGAUCAACAGGCGAAUCACGCGUCACCCCUCUACAGUAAAUACACGGAUCAAUCCUUACUUUCCUUUUGCUCGAACGUUUCGGAAGUAACGCCUUGCACAGGGCUCAAUACAGAUAGAAUUCGAGAGCAGCAUUGUUGGAGUGAUUCAGAGUGUUGUCAUCUCGCCUACGAGCUACACAAUUUACAUCAUGGGUCCUCAUAAAACCCGUAAUCAGAUUUAAAUCAGUUUACUACUAAGACUCUGCGUGCAAACAGCUAAUAAAAAUAAUGAGAAAAUUUCUUCAGUGGAAGAACGUGUACUAUACACGGUUAUUAUAAAACGUACGAAGACUGUAAAUACAUCAACGGUCCGCCAAAAUUGUUUUAAUCAUAACGCUGCUAAAAAGUCUCGAAUUGUUCAAAAUCCACAUUUCUUCUACUGCUUUUGUAUUACUCUAUAUUUUUUAUAAUGAAGUUGCUAAAACGAGGGAAGAUGGACUUACAAAAUUUCUAUUUUUGUAGUAGAUGUUACUAUUUGCACUAUAAUUGUUAUACAAAGGUUUCUAAAGGAUUUCAUUGAGUUUUACUAUAGAGUGAUUUACGAAACAAUUUAAUUGACAAGUAUUAUCACCGUAGGGUAAUUAAUGCAAUUUAACGCUGAACUGUAACAGUGAUGAAUGACUUGCCAGUAUUUCUAUGACCAUUUUGCUUUAAAUUGCUAACUGUAAACACACAGAUUUAUUCUUUACAGAAAUAUUUAUUGUACGACUAGAAAAUAAGAAACUAUUGGCUAAUAAAUCUAUCUUCCCUCGUUUAACAUUGCACUGUGGAUAUACUUGUAAUAAAUUAUUAACGACAAAUGUUUUUCAAGACUUUUAAGCAGCUAUUUUUUAUAUAAUAAUAUAUCUCAGAUUCUUUAAAAUUAUAAACUGGAGAUUUUAAACUUAAAGACACACGUUUAUUUUUUUAUACAUGUUCUUCUAUCCUUUGACCUGUAGAUGUUAUAUAUACUGCAUCAGAAUCUGCUGAACCCGACUGUAAACGGAUGUAGAUAUAUAAUAAUUCAAGUUGGAUAUACAUAUGUAUUAGCUUUAUAUAUUGUACAUCCAUCUUCAAUUAUUUUUUCGUGUAGUCAACGAGCAAAGUGAACGACCGUUAGUCUGUGAAUAUCGCAUUAUCUCUAGAACUACCACCCAAUAAUUGUUUUGCGAAAAAUAUAAAACAUAGGUUUGACGAAAUUACUCUUGAUUCUUAUCAGGAUAAAAAGAUUAAGGAAAUAGUUCAGGUUGGUAGUACUAGUGUCAGCAAAGAAUUCAUUUGACCAGGGUUACGUGGAUUUCCUGAGACUUGUACUUUGCUAAUAUGGAACGGAUUGAAAUCGAAUGAUGUCCAUAUCCGUUCCCAAUGAGUCUGGAUUAAUUGUCAAGAUGUAGUCCUUUGUCGUUUAUCACUUUGUACAUAGGAUAUGUGAAUAAUUGUCAGUGACGUGUGUAUUUAUGAUGUACAAUUGCAAGCAAAUGUAUGUUUUUAUUCUUGUGUAUACUUGUAUGUGUGUAUUCGGGUUGUUAUUUCUUGCAAUGAAUUCAGUUUACGAACACGAGGAGAUCGCUUGAAAAUUUUCCACGUGCUUUAUUGCCUAUCUGUAUUUCAAAUCUAAUCAAUUCAUUAUCCGUUAUCACGUUCUCGACUGUUCAUAAUUAAACAUAGAUGUAUGGAGACAUUCCGAUUAACGAGGGUUACGUGGAAUUUUUUCGAUGUCAAUUUCAUUGUCAAUUAUUGGUUUCCUUCUUGUUCGCUGUUAUUGUUUUACCAGGAAGAUUCGUUGGAAAAAUAUUAUUGAACGAACAUAUCAAUAUUAAGAAUGAGAAUCAUAAUUAAUAAAUCAGUGUAGUAGCUUGAAUUUAAAAUGAAGACUUGAUAAACAGAUUCAGUACUUUGAUAUGUAAAUUUUUAGAUACAUAAAAUAUUCCAGUGUAUGAGAGCGUCUCUGAUACAACAUUUUCUCUGAUUAAAUCAUGGAAAAGUACUAUAUCUGUUAAAAAGUACAAAUGCGUAAUUGCUUUGGAUCGUACCAUAUUUAAAAACAUUUAUAUUACCUUUUGUCUCAACAGCUUUCUAUUUUAAAGAUCAAGUCGAAGCUCUUAUAUAUGUAUAUUCGAUGUAAAAGUUCAUAAUUGAUUGAAAUAAAGUGGAACGUA
Molecule: messenger RNA, 4582 nt
Organism: Bombus impatiens (common eastern bumble bee)
Lineage: Eukaryota; Metazoa; Arthropoda; Insecta; Hymenoptera; Apidae
Product: parathyroid hormone/parathyroid hormone-related peptide receptor-like
Exons: 14
Coding region: 865-2607 (580 amino acids)
Biological process (GO): adenylate cyclase-modulating G protein-coupled receptor signaling pathway; cell surface receptor signaling pathway
Cellular component (GO): plasma membrane
Molecular function (GO): peptide hormone binding; G protein-coupled peptide receptor activity
Source: RefSeq, a predicted model, not a curated record